This is a messenger RNA of Apaloderma vittatum (bar-tailed trogon), 631 nucleotides long. It is a transcript of the gene MED10, whose product is annotated as mediator complex subunit 10. Gene Ontology annotation, cellular component: mediator complex; chromatin. The transcript is spliced from 4 exons. Gene Ontology annotation, molecular function: transcription coregulator activity. Gene Ontology annotation, biological process: positive regulation of transcription by RNA polymerase II. The record is from RefSeq and is a predicted model, not a curated record. Lineage: Eukaryota; Metazoa; Chordata; Aves; Trogoniformes; Trogonidae. Bases 1 to 405 code for a protein of 134 amino acids.
AUGGCGGAGAAGUUCGACUCGCUGGAGGAGCACCUGGAGAAGUUUGUGGAGAACAUCCGUCAGCUCGGCAUUAUCGUCAGCGAUUUCCAGCCCAGCAGCCAAGUUGGCCUCAACCAGAAAUUGAAUUUCAUGGUGACGGGCUUGCAGGAUAUCGACAAAUGCCGGCAGCAGCUUCACGAUAUUAGUGUGCCCUUGGAAGUUUUUGAAUACAUAGAUCAAGGCCGCAAUCCUCAGCUUUACACUAAAGAGUGCCUGGAGCGAGCUUUGGCUAAAAAUGAGCAAGUAAAAGGAAAAAUUGACACAAUGAAGAAAUUUAAAAGCCUGUUAAUCCAAGAACUGACAAAGGUGUUCCCAGAAGACAUGGCAAAGUACAAAGCUAUUCGAGGAGAAGAUCCUCCUCCUUAGGUUGACCUUUGAUAGCUCUAAUAAAUUCCUAUUCCAUAAACUGAUACAGCUCUAUAAAAACAUAGAUUGGAGAGAGGAGGAGUCCAACCUGUCAUAACACCUGCAUUAAAAAUGGCAGCAAUGGACUGUAGAGGAGCUUGGUGAUUGCUGAUUCUGGGCUGAAGCUACUGAAUCUGUCUGAAGACUUUUACUCAAAGAUUGCAGUUGAAACUUCCUAGGGUAAUCU